AUGAGUCAAAGGCGCAACAGACAAUCCAAUACAGAAGUUGAUAUAUCAGCACUGGAAGAUGCAAUUAAGGAAUGUGUUCGGUACAUAAUUUGUCGAGAAGGUAGUAAAAUACCAAUUAAAAGAGGUGAAGUUUCUAAACAUCUUACUGCAACCUGUCACACUACACCCAAUCAAGUAAAGACUGUUUUAAUUGAAGCAGACAAGAUAUUGAAACGGGUUUAUGGAUACAAACUAGUUCAAGUGGACUCUCAAAGUGGUGUACCAUACAUAGUAGUACUUACAGAAGAAUGUGAAUCCCUGCCAUCACCUGUCACAGAUGUUCAACACAGAACUAUACUGAUUGCCGCACUCAUGCACAUAUUUAUGACUGGGGCUCCAAUCAAAGAAGAUGACAUGUGGAAAUUCCUAACUGAAGCAGGUCUUAUGGAGAAUGAGAAUGACCAGACAGUAAGGAAACUGCUGACCCAUACAUUUACUCGGCAAAUGUACUUGGAAUAUACCAAGGAAGGCGAGGAUGAUCUUGCUAGGCAUGUCUUCCAAUGGGGCGCUCGUGCUGUCGAAGAAGUACCAAAACCAUUUCUUCUGGGCAAAAUGGCAGAGGCAUUUCAAAAAGAACCAGAGUAUUGGGGUGAGCAGUACAAGAAUGCACAUCAAGACACAGAAGUCUAA
Spodoptera littoralis (African cotton leafworm) is the source of this 669-nucleotide messenger RNA. Lineage: Eukaryota; Metazoa; Arthropoda; Insecta; Lepidoptera; Noctuidae. The record is from the annotation of a GenBank genome assembly.